Messenger RNA from Giardia duodenalis, 387 nucleotides. RefSeq lists its product as uncharacterized. Bases 1 to 387 code for a protein of 128 amino acids. Lineage: Eukaryota; Fornicata; Diplomonadida; Hexamitidae. The record is from RefSeq and is a predicted model, not a curated record. The transcript has a single exon.
AUGCUUGCGUCUUCGUUGCGCUCCCUGAUGGCGAACUACCACGCCACCGGCGGCGUCGUGCAGGACGCGGAGCUGCUGGCGCUGAGUGACGGCCUGCUCGAGGAUGCACGGCGCGGCCCUGCCUCGUGUGCCUUCGCAGCGAGCCUUGCAACGCGCACAGCAGGGGAGGGGCCCGAGAGGCUGGAGCGGAUCGUCCUGCUGUCAGACCUACAGCUCGGGGUGGAGCAGCGAGUGCGUCCUCAACUGGCCUACAACGAGGCUGCUGCUGUGCCUUGUGUGCGCGCAUUUACUCGACGCCACCGCAUUCGGAGCAGCCCUUGCGGAGCUCUGUGUCACCGGGGGCGUAGACACUGUGCGGGACGUCUUGACCGCUCCCCUGGGCACUGA